Molecule: messenger RNA, 1308 nt
Organism: Arthroderma uncinatum
Lineage: Eukaryota; Fungi; Ascomycota; Eurotiomycetes; Onygenales; Arthrodermataceae
Exons: 6
Coding region: 1-1308 (435 amino acids)
Source: RefSeq, a predicted model, not a curated record
AUGACGGCAUGCACGGAAAACCUCGCCUACAUCGAAGAUUUGGCAGCGAAUGAGGAGGCCGGAGAGGAUGAAGUCGAUGGCGAGACAGCUGUCGCCUUCCAUGUGUUGAAAUGCCAUCAGGAUCGAGGAUAUGAGUACUCCCUAGCCCAAACUGCGAUGGAUUUGCCUCCACCUGCGAGUUACGACUUGAUGGCGAUCAUGGCUCCGUUUGACGGUUUCGGUGAAAUCCCAGAUUUUCGAACCCUGGUAGACCGGUGUGAGAUCCCCAGCGGAUUUGUGUUGGAGAGAGCGCGAUCUGUGACACAUUCAUUCGGCUCAUCGUUAACUAAAGACGGAGUGCAAUCGGUAUGGAUCCAAUUCCUGUGCACAGCUUCGUCUCCAGACGUCGAAAGGUCAGAAUGGCUGCGGUCCUCCGUUGUUCUAAAAUGGUCCACGGCCGGUGACCGAACACCCGACGGUAGGUUCCAUUGUAAGGCGCCUGUUACUCUGAUGUGUUUCGGGCAUGUUGCGAGUACUAUUGGCAAGCGACUCAUCAGGCUCGUACGAGGAGCCGAUUGGGAGGAUGUCCUUCAAGACCCGUAUCUGCUAUUAGAUAUGGUGUACGAGGCCUGGUACAUCCAUCUGGACGAUAGUGGCUGGAAAACCAACGAUUUUUGUCGGAAUAUCGAAAAGGAUGCUUUUCGUGGCGCAAGACACCUUGAUGCCAGUUUCCAAGGUGCCCCGGUUGUUGAUCUUCACCAUGUUCAUACCAUUGCGAAAAACGCAAUCUUUAUGCUCGAAGGGCUCGAGGCAACCCUUCGGUCUCUCGACGCGGCAAUCGCCCAUCACCGCGAACUGCCCGAUACACACCUGCCUAUCUGGAAAGCCACGCAUAGUACCCUGGUCCACCGCAGGGAGCUCUUCCAGGCGACCAAACUGAGGAUUAUCAGCGUUGAAAAGCGGCUGGCGAAUAUCAUUAAUCUCGCAUUCAACAUUGAUGCCAUGCAAAACAGCCGCAUCACGCAGCGGGACAGCUAUAGCUUGAAGGCGCUCUCUCUGGCUGCCACCGUCUUCCUCCCUCUCUCGACGAUAGCUACAGUCUUCAGUACGCCAUUCUUUGAAUCCUCGGGCUCAUCGCCAUCUCCGCAGUCUGGCGGUGGGAAGGGAGGAGGUGAAACGCUGCUUGUCCGCCGUAACUUCUGGCUUCUAUGGGCCAUCUCGGUGCCCAUCACAGUAGCCUUGAUAUGCGGCUGGUGGCUCUUGGAGAAAAAGGCUCAGCCCGGGUCCAAGGGGAGACAUCGGCCGGAGAUAGACGUCGAACGGGGGUAG